Molecule: messenger RNA, 645 nt
Organism: Penicillium manginii
Lineage: Eukaryota; Fungi; Ascomycota; Eurotiomycetes; Eurotiales; Aspergillaceae
Gene: ura6
Product: uridylate kinase ura6
Exons: 1
Coding region: 1-645 (214 amino acids)
Biological process (GO): CDP biosynthetic process; UDP biosynthetic process; 'de novo' pyrimidine nucleobase biosynthetic process
Cellular component (GO): cytoplasm; nucleus
Molecular function (GO): ATP binding; UMP kinase activity
Source: RefSeq, a predicted model, not a curated record
AUGGCACCCACCGACCUCACCCCCCGCUUCUCCACCAACGACGUAACAGUCGUCUUCUUCCUGGGCGGCCCCGGCAGCGGAAAAGGCACCCAAUCCGCCAACCUAGUCAAAGACUACUCCUUCGUCCACCUCUCAGCCGGCGACCUCCUCCGCGCCGAACAAGUCCGCGAAGGCUCCUCCCGCGGCAAAAUGAUCAAAGAAUACAUCACGGAAGGCAAAAUCGUCCCCAUGGAAGUAACCGUGAACCUGCUCUCCGACGCCAUGGCCGAGUCACUAGCGACCAACCCGCCUCCCGCAGGCACAAAAGCCCGCUUCCUGAUCGACGGCUUCCCGCGCAAACUCGACCAGGCGGAAUUCUUUGAAGCGAGCGUUUGUCCCUCGGAGCUGGUGCUCUUCCUCGAUUGUCCCGAGGACGUUAUGGAGAGUCGGUUGUUGAAGCGCGGGGAGACGAGUGGGCGUGAUGAUGAUAAUGCUGCUUCCAUUCGGAAGCGGUUCCGCACUUUCGUUGAGACGAGUAUGCCUGUUGUUGAGGCUUUCCGGGCGCAGGAUAAGGUUGUUACUGUUACGGCUACGGGGUCUGUUGAGGAGGUUUAUGAGAGUGUUAAGGCGGGGAUUGAGGAGCGGGGUUUGCACGCUCGCUCUUAA